Pseudomassariella vexata is the source of this 450-nucleotide messenger RNA. RefSeq lists its product as uncharacterized. The record is from RefSeq and is a predicted model, not a curated record. Lineage: Eukaryota; Fungi; Ascomycota; Sordariomycetes; Amphisphaeriales; Pseudomassariaceae. The transcript is spliced from 2 exons. The coding region runs from base 1 to 450 and encodes 149 amino acids.
AUGCCGCACGUACGAGGAAUGCAUGAUCUCGGUGUUGUAAACCAGAUCGCCCACGACAGGCGGUCUUGGGUGUGUGGGAAUCCGAUUGGGAGGGAAGCCAGACUCGCCGACCAUGGUUCCUAUAAGUCCGGAGGCAACAAGAAACACCAAAUCAUCCAGGCUCGAGUGACCGACCGUCUGGUAGCAGCCGGAAUUAUCGAUCGAGGAGGCGAGUAUAAGGAGAAGUGUAGUUUCUACGAUGUGAAACACAAGGUUAUAUCAUAUGCCAUGAUUACAAGUCACAAGUCACAUUUCCUUUUUGAGGUCACUGGGAAGUUGGCCGGUGGAUUAUUAUCCCAGGCCGCUGCGGAGGUCAUCAAGCAGAUCGGUGCUGCUUCAUGUUGGCACUCCUCAGGCUGGAAGCCUGUGACUCGAGCGCUCGAGAGGGUCAUACAGUGCGAUAUGCGCUGA